UACGAUCCUGAAGAAGACGAGAAACGAGCUCAACAAGUUAAACAAGAACAAUUAGCAAAUGCAGAACUUCUUCACACAGCCCCCAGUGAGACUGAAGGUUUGAUUCCUAAAAUAUUGGUUUUUCCUUUACCAC
Racocetra fulgida is the source of this 133-nucleotide messenger RNA. Lineage: Eukaryota; Fungi; Glomeromycota; Glomeromycetes; Diversisporales; Gigasporaceae. The record is from the annotation of a GenBank genome assembly.